Paramormyrops kingsleyae is the source of this 345-nucleotide messenger RNA. The record is from RefSeq and is a predicted model, not a curated record. NCBI's taxonomy places the organism in Eukaryota, Metazoa, Chordata, Actinopteri, Osteoglossiformes, Mormyridae.
AUGAUCAUUCUGACUUUCGCUACACCGCUCACCCUGACGGCCAUGAGUGUGGAGCGCUACGUGGCCAUCUGUAUGCCUCUGAGACAUGCUGAGAUCUCUACUCCUCACCGAGCUCUGUAUGGCAUCCUGGUCAUCCACGCUUUCAAAAUGGCUGUGCUUCAAAUCGGAAAUCUGGAGCUAUUUGUAACCAUCAGAUAUUUAAAUUAUCUUGCCUUCAUUCUCGCGCCUAAAUGUCUUAACCCCCUGAUAUAUGGUUUACGGGAUGAUCAGUUUUACCUUGUUUUGAAAAACUAUGCUUUUUGUGGGUUAAUUAACAGAAUAUCCCCUGUCUUUACUGAGAAGUAG